CAUGUCCACAAACAAACGGCUGUGUAGCCAUGGGUCAGACCGCGUUGGAAUACACACCACGUGGACACCCACUGAUCCAAAAGGAUGGUGAGAAUGGGUUUUAUGCACGGAAUAAUUGCCAAGAGUUGUCUGCCCAGGCCACACUAUCCACAGACCGCCCUCUUCGUUGUCAAGUACAAUUUCUGCUCGUGUUGACUGAUUACUUUGGCAUGCGUAGACUUGAUAUAGCACAGGUUAUGACAAACACAUCCCGUCCUCCCAGUCGCUCAUUCCAGAAUCAAUCUCGAUAAGGGUCGGAUGAGCUCGAGUCCAAGGCUGAAACAACAUCCCCAGCAGUCACAGGAAGAUGUCCAGUGUCUUAGAUCCUGUCAUUCACGUUCAAGUGCUGAGCCAGAGGCACAGGAUCUUACCUCAAACAGACCGACCCAAUUGUCACGAAGAUUCCCGGGGCGAGUGAGGCGCAAAAUAGGCGCAAGUCGUCCCAGUCCCAUUAUCCUUGCCACAAAACACUAUUACCUCCUCACUCUCUUCUAUUCUUUCAAGGUUUCCUUACUCUCAUUUAUAGCAAGGCUCAUCACAAGCUUCAACACCUGCCAGACUCACAACCGAUACACCGCUGAGUAUCUCAUCCAUCUUUAUCUACUGGUACCGCAUAUACAUCCGUUUUGUUCAUGCUGUGCCUCAAACUUGUGGACAUAGUAUACCCUAUCACGAGUACGACGCCUUGUUCUGGGCCGUUGCUCACGGUACCAUACCACU
Neurospora hispaniola is the source of this 759-nucleotide messenger RNA. RefSeq lists its product as uncharacterized. Lineage: Eukaryota; Fungi; Ascomycota; Sordariomycetes; Sordariales; Sordariaceae. The record is from RefSeq and is a predicted model, not a curated record. The transcript is spliced from 2 exons. Bases 298 to 699 code for a protein of 133 amino acids.